UUCUCCGCAUCUUAUUCAAACAACCUAAACUCUCCUACAUUCCAUUCAUCUCUACCAAUUCCCAUUCUACCCUUUCCUUGCUGAUAUCACGGACCAAUGGCUCGCACGAAGCAGACGGCCAGGAAAUCGACGGGAGGAAAGGCUCCACGCAAGCAGCUCGCGACCAAGGCUGCGAGGAAAUCCGCCCCAGCGACGGGAGGCGUGAAGAAGCCGCACCGAUUCAGGCCAGGAACGGUGGCCCUGAGAGAGAUCCGAAAGUACCAGAAGAGCACGGAGCUUCUGAUAAGGAAGCUGCCUUUCCAGAGGCUCGUCCGUGAGAUAGCUCAGGACUUCAAAACAGAUCUGAGGUUCCAGAGCAGUGCUGUUGCUGCACUCCAAGAGGCCUCUGAGGCUUACCUGGUGGGCCUUUUCGAGGAUACCAAUCUCUGCGCCAUCCAUGCCAAGAGGGUCACCAUCAUGCCCAAGGACAUCCAGCUUGCCCGUAGGAUCCGUGGUGAGAGGGCUUAAAUGAUUAACGGUCCUGAUCUGUCCAAUGCCACUGAAGUUUUUAGGUUUUUCUUAGUUUUUAUCCUCUUGAUUUGUUACAUCUUGUAGCAAUCUUGGAUGUGUUUUUCUUUCGUAAACUUAUGAAAUUUACAGUGAAAUGGAUUAUUAAGUUGUUA
This is a messenger RNA of Magnolia sinica, 662 nucleotides long. Its product is annotated as histone H3.2. Gene Ontology annotation, molecular function: DNA binding; structural constituent of chromatin; protein heterodimerization activity. The record is from RefSeq and is a predicted model, not a curated record. The transcript has a single exon. Lineage: Eukaryota; Viridiplantae; Streptophyta; Magnoliopsida; Magnoliales; Magnoliaceae. The coding region runs from base 97 to 507 and encodes 136 amino acids. Gene Ontology annotation, cellular component: nucleosome.